CAGACUCCGCCUCCCUCCGGCGUGCGGUCUGGGUUUUGGGUUGUAAUGUAAAUCCCCUCCCUGUGCUCUCACUGUGCCUUGCUAACGGAUACUAACUUUUGCACAUAUAAGGGCAGCGGACCACAACUGAAACAACCGGAACAGACUUUUUAAGGAAAUAUCAUCCGAUUCCAAGAUGUGCAAGUGGCACAAAUUGUGUUAACCUCCCCAGGUAUAUUAGAGGUCCUACAACCACAGUGCAUUUACCUCGUAUGGAUUGUGAUCUAUUGUGCAGUUCAAUGUGGACUUUUCCAUCUGUGAGAAGACGGGCCAAAACUAUGCUAUGAUAAUUCAGACUGAUUACAUCUGAAUGAUUCACAUUAGGUGCUACUUUUUAGUACUGGAGUCGGGUACCAUGUAUCAAGAGCAAGAAUGGAUCACAUGCAGCUGCUUGCUUAAAAAAGGUUUACUAGUCAUGCGAAAGUUCCUGUUGGUUGGUAUAGUUUUUGCUGCUCUGCUACAUCUCAUGCUUCAUAUGAUUAUCCAGAAGAAAACGCUGCCCACGUUACCGUCAGACCCACUGAGAGAAUUCAAGACCUGCUAUAAUGAAAAUUUUCAUGUCAUUUUGAAAUAGGUUUUUCGAUGCAUCCCUUAAAUUACUUCCGAAAUGCAGCCUUCCAGAUGAAAUAAAAAAUGUUUCCUGCAAGAAAUGUGUUGUGGUUGGGAAUGGAGGAAUACUACGAAAUAGCACUUUGGGAAAGAAAAUAGAUUCUUAUGAUGUAAUAAUAAGAAUGAAUGAUGGUCCUGUAAUAGGCUAUGAAGAUGAUGUUGGGCAAAAGACCACUUUUAGACUCUGUUAUCCAGAGUCCAUAUUUGCAGAUAAAUUUCACUAUGAUCCUAACACUACUGUUAUCCUCCUGAUGUUCAAGCCGCAUGAUGUUAAGUGGCUGGCAGAAAUGCUAAUGCAUAGACGUGUAUCUACGUAUGGUUUUUGGAGGAAGCCUGCCAUGCAAAUGAUCUACCAACCCCAUCAGCUCAGGGUAUUAAAUCCAUACAUUGUCCAACAAGUAUCCCACAAUCUUCUGAAUUUUCCCACACACUUUUCAAAAACUGAAAAACCAAAGCAUCCUACAACUGGAAUAAUCGCCAUCACAUUUGCUAUGCAUAUAUGCAAUGAAGUUCACAUAGCUGGAUUUAAGUACAAUUUUACAUCUUUAAAUAGUUCACUUCAUUAUUAUGGGAAUGACACAAUGUCUGUAAUGAGCCAGAAUGAAUACCACAAUAUUUCAGCUGAGCAGAUGUUUCUAAGGGACCUUAUUGAACACAAAACUAUCACAAAUUUGACGUAAUACGAAGAAGUAAAAAUCACAAGACCUGGAAGUGGACAGUAUUUUUAUGAUCUUGUGGUUUUUUUUGUUUUGUUUUUACCAUAGAAGUAUUUUUGGCAGACUGUUGGAAUGAAAGCCAAGGACAAGAAACUACCACAUCAUUGUUCUUAUCUAGGUGUCAAAUAAGAGAGACAAUAGUGCAUAUUAUUAGUGCAUUUCUUAUUAACCCCACUAUGGAAAGAAUAGCCUGCAAACUGCACAGACUUUGUUCAUGGUAUUAACUGGAUUAAUUAUCAGUUCUGUUUAACCUGAACAAUUUACUUUCUAAAGAGCACAGGAAGUUUUUUCCCCCCAUUGGACUAAAAACAUGAAGCACAAUGAUAUUUGUGUUGCGUGUACAUGAUUGUAAUGAUAAAGCAUUUUGUAAAUGAAAUGCAAACAUGUACAAUACUUGAUUUAAGAUAUUUUGCUUGAUUUAUUAAUUAUUGAUCUGAAUAUUGACUAUUGUUCCAUUGUCUUGGGACACUAGCUCUUGGAGAUGCGCAUCAUUUUACAAGGGGAGGGGUUGGAUACAAGUAUUUACCAAACGUACACUGUCUCCAUAAACUGAGCUUUGGGAUAUUUUUUUUUAUUUAAUUUUUUUAAAAAGAGGGUAAAUUUCAAAAACAUCAGUAAAGAGUGUGUUUUACAAAACACUCAUGGUGUUCAGUUAUGCCUCUCUCAUAACGGUAGUGACCUAUUAUUCUAUUUUUGGGUCUAUAGGGUUUGCACUUAGUUGGUAUCUCAUCAUCCCUGUGGACCCUGAAGUUUCUUCCUGUUGUUUUGUGACAAUAAACCUGUUUCUAGAUUGAA
This is a messenger RNA of Bombina bombina (fire-bellied toad), 2159 nucleotides long. RefSeq names its product ST3 beta-galactoside alpha-2,3-sialyltransferase 6 (gene ST3GAL6). Gene Ontology annotation, molecular function: beta-galactoside alpha-2,3-sialyltransferase activity. NCBI's taxonomy places the organism in Eukaryota, Metazoa, Chordata, Amphibia, Anura, Bombinatoridae. The record is from RefSeq and is a predicted model, not a curated record. Gene Ontology annotation, biological process: glycolipid biosynthetic process.